Messenger RNA from Vicia faba (fava bean), 1758 nucleotides. NCBI's taxonomy places the organism in Eukaryota, Viridiplantae, Streptophyta, Magnoliopsida, Fabales, Fabaceae. The record is from the annotation of a GenBank genome assembly.
AUGGGCGACAACAAACGCAAGAGAGGCCGCAAACCUAAAACCCCUUCCCCCGAAACCCUAGACACCCCCGCCACCGCCCCUACCACUACCGUCGCUACCAACGCAUCCCCGUCCCUCAUCGACGACGACUUCUCUGUCGGAAACGUCGAACUCAUCGACAAAAGUGCCUCUUCCCAUCUCGGUCGCCGCCGCGGCCGCCCCAAGAAACUCCCCACAAAUCCCGACAAGCCACCCUCUGGCCGCCGCCCUGCUCGCACUGUAGACAGCAACGGUGCUGUCCCGACGGGUCCUGUCGAAGUCGGCCCUACUGCUAUAGACGCGGACCCAAUAUGGGAGAGUAUCUCGGCGAGGGUGUUGCCGUCUAUGGAUUCGGUGGUGAAAGUGUUCUGUGUUCAUACGGAACCGAACUUUUCGUUACCGUGGCAGAGGAAGAGACAGUAUAGUUCCAGUAGCAGUGGGUUUGUGAUUAGUGGGAAGAGGGUUCUCACCAAUGCGCAUUCCGUUGAGCAUUACACUCAGGUCAAGCUCAAGAAACGUGGCUCUGAUACUAAGUACUUGGCUACUGUUCUUGCCAUUGGAACUGAAUGUGAUAUUGCCAUGCUUACCGUUGAUGAUGAUGAGUUCUGGCAAGGUAUGUCACCUGUGGAGUUUGGAGAUUUGCCUACCCUUCAAGAUGCAGUAACUGUUGUGGGCUACCCAAUUGGAGGAGACACUAUCUCUGUGACCAGUGGUGUUGUAUCACGCAUUGAGAUUUUAUCUUACGUCCAUGGUUCCACAGAACUUCUAGGUUUACAGAUAGAUGCUGCUAUAAAUUCUGGAAAUUCUGGUGGACCUGCAUUUAAUGGUAAAGGAAACUGUGUGGGGAUAGCAUUUCAGUCUCUCAAACAUGAAGAUGUGGAGAAUAUAGGUUAUGUUAUUCCAACGCCAGUUAUCACUCAUUUCAUCCAGGAUUAUGAGAAGAAUAAAGGAUAUACUGGGUUCCCUAUUCUUGGGGUUGAGUGGCAGAAAAUGGAAAAUCCCGAUCUACGAAUGGCAAUGGGCAUGAAAUCUAAUCAGAAAGGUGUGCGCAUUAGAAGAAUUGAUCCUACUUCUCCUGAAUCAAAGGUUUUGAAACCAUCCGAUGUUAUUCUUAGCUUUGACGGGGUUGAUAUUGCCAAUGAUGGAACAGUUCCAUUUCGCCAUGGGGAGCGCAUUGGUUUCAGUUAUCUCAUAUCACAGAAAUAUACUGGUGAUGAUGCAGCAAUCAAAGUAUUGCGGAAUACAAAUGUUCUCAAAUUCAAUAUUAAACUUGAUGGUCACAGGAGGCUUAUUCCAGCACACAGCAAGGGCAAGCCACCCUCAUAUUAUAUCAUUGCAGGAUUUGUUUUUUCAACGGUUUCGGUUCCUUAUCUUCGUUCUGAGUACGGAAAAGAUUAUGAGUAUGAGGCUCCAGUCAAGAUUUUGGAUAAACUGCUGUAUGCAAUGCCACAAUCACCAGAUGAACAACUUGUUGUGAUUUCUCAGGUGCUGGUGGCUGAUAUAAACAUUGGAUAUGAAGAAAUAGUUAAUACCCAGGUUGUUGCUUUUAAUGGCAAACCUGUGAAAAAUCUCAAGAGCUUGGCUGCUAUGGUUGAGAGUUGUGAUGAUGAGUAUCUAAAGUUUGAUUUAGAUUAUGAACAGAUAGUAGUCCUUCGCACGGAGACUGCAAAAGCUGCCACACUAGAUAUUCUUGCAACACACUGCAUUCCAUCAGCAAUGUCUGAUGAUCUCAAGUCAUAG